Acaulospora morrowiae is the source of this 537-nucleotide messenger RNA. Lineage: Eukaryota; Fungi; Glomeromycota; Glomeromycetes; Diversisporales; Acaulosporaceae. The record is from the annotation of a GenBank genome assembly.
AUGUCGCAUUGGGAAAAUGAUCGUAGCGUUUGUCUCUUACCGAUCCCGCAAUUUAAUCUUUUUACGGAGAGGAAACGGGACGUCAAAAUCUAUCUUUCUGGCGCAUUGUUUGCUGUAGGUUGGUGGUUUUUCAUUGAUGCUGCUGUUCUUUCUAGCACCAAGAAAGAUCUACCCGAAGAUUCACCGGUAAUAAGUUUUGCGGAUUGGCUGUGUGGGAUUUUUAGUACUCUGGGAAUGAUAAUUGUUUGCUUUAUCAACAAAUCUCACCUGGUAGCUGACGAUAUUACUUAUACCGGAUCUGGAGUCGCAACAAGGGCUCGUACCUUAUUAUUUAUUGGCUUUGCGUUGAUGGCAGGUGGUCUGGCCGGAUCUAUGACCCUAUUAAUCCUUAAACAUGUCGUAUCCGAGUAUGAAACAUACAUUUAUUUCGGAAUCGCCGUUGUUGUACAGAAUUUUUUAAUCAUGCUCAGUUCCGCUUUACUCUGGAUCGCGCGAGAUACCGAUAAUGAAUACAGUUAUACUGAAUUUCACUUGUAG